UGUAAGGUGCUUCUUUAUUUAUGGUUUCAGGUGCCUCUUUUGAUCAAGAGAAUGUAAGUCAUUUCUCUAGCUAGUGACAUCUCGUUUAUAAAAGACCCUGACGAUUCCUUUGGAAACCUAUGACCCGCAGUCUCUCCGCCCUCCGUCCACUGAGGAGAGGCUUAGUCAUCACUCGGUGUUGCAAUGGGUGUGACUCACAGAGAAAUAGAGAAGACUUCACACAUGCAGGUCUCAGAGCUGUGGCAGAAGCCCAGGCACCUUGAGAGGAUCAGCUUGCUCAGGGCGGCGCUUCCUUCUCCCGGGCACGGCAGGAAGGUGGCAAUCAGCUGAGUGAGCCUCCAGCAGCUUCUGCACUUCCAGUCAUCUCCGGCUGUGGCGGCGAGGACACCAUCCUUUAUUGUUCGUGAGAGAAGUGUCCCUGUCGCGUAUAGGAGAAAGAAAAUGUUGAUGUUGUUUUGGGUGUUGGCCCUCCUUGUCCUGUGCACUUUGCUGUGGAAUUACAAAGGACAACUGAAGAUAGCAGAUGUCACCGACAAGUACAUUUUCAUCACUGGUUGUGACACAGGCUUUGGGAACUUAGCAGCGAGGACUUUUGAUAAAAAGGGGUUCCGUGUCAUCGCUGCCUGCCUGACUGAGUCAGGAGCGACGGCUUUGAAGGCAAAAACCUCAGACAGACUUCACACGGUGCUUCUGGAUGUCACCGACCCUGAGAAUGUCAAGAAGACUGCCCAGUGGGUGAAGAGCCAUGUUGGGGAAAAAGGUCUGUGGGGGCUGAUCAAUAACGCUGGUGUCCUGGGCGUGCUGGCUCCCACUGAUUGGCUGACGGUGAACGACUACAGAGAACCCAUUGAAGUUAACCUCUUCGGACUCAUCGACGUGACGCUCAAUAUGCUUCCGCUGCUCAAAAAAGCGCGUGGGCGCGUUAUCAACGUCUCCAGCGUCGGAGGCCGGCUUGCGUUUGGUGGUGGGGGCUACACUCCAUCCAAAUACGCGGUGGAAGGUUUCAAUGACAGCUUGAGGCGGGACAUGAAAGCUUUCGGUGUGCAUGUCUCGUGCAUUGAACCAGGACUGUUCAAAACGGAACUGGCAGAUCCCAAGAAGACAACUGAAAAAAAGCUGGCCAUUUGGGAACACCUGUCUCCAGACAUCAAACAGCAGUACGGAGAAGACUACAUCGAAAAAAGUCUACACAAACUGAAAAACAAUACAAGCUCUGUGAACUUGGACCUCUCUCUGGUGGUAGAGUGCAUGGACCACGCUCUAACGAGUAUCUUCCCCAAGACUCGCUACACCGCUGGAAAAGAUGCCAAGACGUUUUGGAUCCCUCUGUCUCACAUGCCAUCGGUUUUACAAGACUUUUUAUUGCUAAAACAGAAAGUAGAGCUGGCAAAUCCCAAAGCGGUGUGACUCAAUCGACCACAACGGCCUGCCCCAAGUUUUGAGGCUGGCUGAUUUCAAAGACUAAUCAUUUCAAUCUCGGUCUUUACCAAACCCGACUUGGACUCAUUUAGAGCAUGUUCCUGUUUAUAAAAGAGGGAGUUCCAGGGUCCCUUAAGUCUUCUUUGAAAAUAAGGACAGAGAAGGCUUAUCACGCAGUCAAUCUUGCCUGAUACUGAAGCCUUGCCUGAUUGGUAGGAUGAAAGGGAAACAAAGACUUCUAUCCAAAUAUGUGUGCUGCUACCUGUCCCUUGCUGGUUCAGUAAGCCAGAAAGUUAAGCACUGUGUUUUGUCAAAAUGUUCAGAGAUAAGAAGGCUUUCAUAAGUGAACCUGAUGGCUCUGGUAUCUCGCUGAGAAGGAGACACAGGCUGGAACUCAACUAGGUUCUGAUAAGCUUUGACAGGAACAAGAAAGUGGUCAAGCAAGCACUCACUGGUACAAACUGAGAGGCCAAGGCCGUGAGCAACACAGGGAAGAUAUACGAACAAAAAGACAAGAGACAGGGAAGGAAACGAGAGGCAGGGAGACUCCAGCCCAAGCUCCACACUCCAGAGGGACACAGAAGAUGCACCACCACGGCUGCUGUGACGUCAUCCCGUCUGGUCCCAGUCCCAGAGGCCCUUCACCUCUGGCUUCACUGUCAGCUGCAUCAUGGCAGAAAUUCACCAGCACCAUUGGCUGCAGCCACUUCCUGUUUCAAUGGUCAGGUUCUUGGCUCCAUUUCACAGACUCUGUAGCUUGCUGCCCUUCGACUGUCCAGAUGUCCCAAGGCUGCCAAGAUCUGCAGAAUCUGAAGGAAACUCCUUUGCUGAUCUUCCCACUGUAUUAGUCGGAUUGUUUGAUCUUCUGAUUCUGUAUUUGUUUUGCCUUUUUCUGCGACAGUUUUUUUUUUAAUUCCUUUAAUUAGCUACAAUUUGCUGUUUCUUCCAACCAGAAACUAAGUAACAUGCAGUCCAGCAUUAAGACCAAGCCUGUCAACUGUGUUACCCACUUUAAAGUGCCAGCUGCGUUUCUGUUACGCCUCUGUUACUUCCUCCUCAGUUGUAGCUCAGUCAUCACCUUCCCCUCAGAGAAGAUUCAAUGGACCACAGUGGUUACUCUUCACCUCUUGGGUCAGAGAUACUGUGAAGGAGCCUGCGGCCAUAAUAAGCCAUCUGAGCCCAGGGGGCACCAAAUAAACCCAGUGUUAAGAACAAAUUACUAAUUUCUGUAGCUUGAAAGCAGGGCAUGUCUACACCAUCCAGACUAAAAAGAAUCUCCUCCAUUUAAUUCUUUUUUUUGUUUUUUGUUUUGUUUGUUUUGUUGCUUUUUUUUUUUUUUUUUGAGACAGGGUUUCUCUGUAGCUUUGGAGCCUGACCUGGAACUAGCUCUUGUAGACCAGGCUAGCCUUUUUUAAAAUUUAUUUACUAAUAUCUCCAAAAACCCUGAAACAUCUGUGGGGAGCUCAGCCUCGUAUAUAAUGAGAAAAAUUCCCAGGAAGCUUCUAAGAAAACUGCUCAAAUUUUAUCCUUCUGCACGGUAUCAGUCCUAAUAGUUCUUGGUAGAAUAAAAUAUCUAGACUCAUUUACUAUGUGGAGGAAGUAGCCACACAUCCUCAAAAUGAAAAAAACAACAACUCUGGUAUCUACAAGUGAUUUGUAUCAAUUUUAGUAUAAGUGAUCACUUCCUGAAUUCUUGAAUGCCAAACAAGACAAUUCUGC
This is a messenger RNA of Alexandromys fortis (reed vole), 3138 nucleotides long. RefSeq names its product dehydrogenase/reductase 9 (gene Dhrs9). Lineage: Eukaryota; Metazoa; Chordata; Mammalia; Rodentia; Cricetidae. Bases 442 to 1407 code for a protein of 321 amino acids. Gene Ontology annotation, biological process: retinol metabolic process; steroid metabolic process. The record is from RefSeq and is a predicted model, not a curated record. Gene Ontology annotation, molecular function: all-trans-retinol dehydrogenase (NAD+) activity. The transcript is spliced from 5 exons. Gene Ontology annotation, cellular component: intracellular membrane-bounded organelle.